Molecule: messenger RNA, 18560 nt
Organism: Cinara cedri
Lineage: Eukaryota; Metazoa; Arthropoda; Insecta; Hemiptera; Aphididae
Source: the annotation of a GenBank genome assembly
AUGGGGUAUAAAAUCCUAUAGCUAAUACUUCACUCUUACUGUUAAAUGUACUUAGAAAUAUAAGUAUUCGAUUUUAUUAAAUGAUCAUUACUUAUAAGUACCUACCCAUUAUUUUGUAUUAAUUAUAUCAAACAUUUUUUACUUGUAUAUUAUUUAUUCUACUUUCAGUGAGGCACUAAAUUGAGGCGAUUAUAUAUUGGUACUUAAAAUUUAAAAAAAAAGUAUUUCAUUAUGUAUGAGGUAAUUUAGUUUAAAUAAAAAUACCUAAUUAAGUGUGUUUAUGUUAAUAUUUCAGAUUCUAUUUGAAUAUGUCGUGUUCAAAAAUAACUGAAAAAGCAGAUGAGGAAUCAGAAGAUGAAGCUGAGGAUACUUUAGUAGUUGUUGUUAAGCCUGAUGGGACUGUUGCAAUAGACCAAGAGACAUUCAAUAGAGUUUUGGGUAAGUGAGCAGUUUUUAAAUUUUGAUGGACAAAUUUUGUAUGUUUUAGCUUUUUGAUUAGUUUUUUAUUUAUUUUAUCUUAAUUAACUUAUUCUCGAUCGGGCAAUUUAACAAAGAAUAAUUAAAAAUGUUUAUAAUACUAAAUAUGUAGAAAGCACUUGACAGAAGUUAAAUAAGUUUAAAACGUAGAAAAAUAAUAAUAGUAUAAUAUAUAGUAAGCUCAAGACCACAGUUAUGAUGAGUCAGUUAAAGUUUUUGACACUUAGUUAAUUUUAUUGAACUUAUUAGGCUAGUAUAAUGAUAACAUGUUCCUAAAAUUAAAAUUCAAUUCGGUUUUUUUUCAUACUUCUCAUAUUCAUAAAAUAAUAAGAACAUUUACUAAUAUAACAAAUUUGCGUAUGAACUACAUGAACCACUAAACUUAAGUACAAAACUGAUUCAGGUAUGAGAGCUACUCGGUAUUAAUUAUAGAAAGAUUAUUUAAAAUUAGACAAUUGGAUUAUCACAACAGUAGGUACAGGUAAAGAAAGAUAAGAUUAAAUUGAAAAUUUUGGAUAUGCCAUUUUUUCCGUUAUUGUUUAAGUUUUAAAAAUCUAUACCUUGCUAAAUUUUAAUUUGGAAAAAACAUUUUUAAUGGCAAUUGAUUAAAAAUAUAUGCCUUACUCGAAUUGAUAGAAAAAUAAAAUUUGUAUUUCGAAACUCCUUAUCACUUACCAAGAAAUGGAAUUCAAAUCCAAGGACAUUUGACCGAAAUUUUUAGUGUUAACUGGAAACAUAAUUACAUUGUAUACAUAUUCCUAUGAUUCUACACCUUAACAAUACAAUAAAAACUAAAAAUUAUGAUUAAAAGAUUAGAAAUAAUAUAAAUUGAAUACAUUAAUUUAUGUUAUUUAACUAAUAAACUUUAGUUGGGUAAAAUAAGUUAAAUUGGUAGAUAUAAUAUGUGUUGUGAUUUCCAUACUGUUCUUUUGAAUCAUACAGAUACAUAUACACUGACAAUUUCUAUAAUUCUGUGUUAGGAAAUUGGCUCAAUACCUAUUCAUAUUUGUGAAAUAAAAUUGUUUGUUAACAAUUUGAUGAUUAAAUAAGUAUAAUAAUUAUUUAGAAAGCAAAAAAGAAACCAUGAAUAUUAUACAUUUUGAAAACAGCAGUAAUAAAGGCAUUACAACAAAUCCCGAGAACGGAGAGCAAGAAAUCAAUUUGACUGUUCAAGGGUUUUAUCCAUCUAUUUCUACCAAAUCAUUAUUGUCUAAAGGUAAGACAAUAUUAAUCUUGUAAUUAUGAAAUUAAUAAAUUUUGUAGAUUUUUGUUUUUUUUUUAAACUAGUUGUAUACAAACCCCCAUAUUAGGAGUAAAAUUUCUUUUGAAGCCACAAAUUUUAGAUUCUGACAGGAGCGAAGAAGCUCACGGUUUUACAAAGAUGUUUAUUUUUUUUUAUCUGUCUGCAACUUUUCUAUAAGAAAUCUCCAAUUUUUAAGCAAUGUUUCUAAAAGGAAAUUGGACUAGGGAGGUACUUUAGAGAGGUCAUUUUUCGAUUUUCCUAGGAGGUUAUUCAACAUAUGUGAAAAACGGGAAAAUGUACUAAUUGUAGGUGUUGGUUAAAAAUAUUACGGCAUUCUUUUUUCCUGUGAAUAACUUUUCUAUCCGCAAUUUUGCCCCUUUUACAAUAAUUGCACUUUUUCUGAAAGGAAAUUUUACUGGGAAGGUUCUUUAGGGAGGUCAUGUUUUGAUUUUUCUAAGAGUUCCCAGAAAAUGUGAACAAUCGGGAAAAAACGUAGGAUAAAUGGGAAAAUCUGUACAUUAAACAAAUAUUAUUAAAAAAAAUAUAUGAUGCCUAUUUCAAUAUUUUACCAUAAUAUGACAUAAAUAUUGUUGACAAAACAUCACUAUCAACUGAACUCAGCUCAGAAUCGUUUUUUGUGGCUACACCCGUCCUCAUUAUCUAAGGAUAGUUUUUUUAUAAGUAAUAUGAAUAAUCAAUUAUAUAAAAAAAAAAUUUUAGAACAAGUUGAUAUUAUUUUUUAUUUUCUAAAAAAAAAUGACAUAAGAUAUUUGUAUUAUUUUCUAUAGUCUUUAAUAAUCUUACCUUAUUCAAUUUUUAAUCAUAUGCAAUAAAAAAUAAAUUAAUAAUAACAUUUUUAUAUUUCGUAUUUAAGUUGUAUUUUCAUUACAUUUUUUAGUAUUUAAAACAAAAUACUAAACCUAACUGUUGUCUCAUAAUAACAUUAGGGCUAAUCACAUUUCUUAUAUUUUAUUUUGCACACUUCAAAAAAAGUUUUCACUUCAAUAAGUUUUAUAAACAAUGCAGAAGAUUUUGUGUUUAUAUUUUUUUAUCUUUUUAAUUUAUUGUAUAUUUGUAUAAGUUUUAAUUAUAUUUAUAUACAUAAAACAAUAAUUCUUAUACUCAUAUAAAUUUAUUUUUCAAUUAUAAAACAAUAACAAUAGUAUAUUUUGUAAAAAAUAAUGAUGCAUUAAUAAUAUUUUAAAAUAUGUGGUUAAAAUUGGCCCUCACACUAACAUGCUCAGUGGGGCCUAUUAUUCUUUGAAAUAAAUUAAAAUAUUUUUAAAAAAAACAUAUUUUAUUGUUGUUUUUGUUUAGAUUAGUGUGUUAAUACUUGAGUAACUAAUAACUUUUACCCUUUUCUAUAUUAUUUAUUACAUUUAUUAUAUGUAUUUAUAUAUUAUACAUAUAUAUUUUUAGAUACGCCAAUAAAUGAAAAAAGUAACUUGUCAAUUGUUUAUUUGGAUCAUUGUUAUCACAAAGAAUAUCCAACAUCAACUGCACCCGAAAAUAUUAGAAACACACUUUCUAGUGGAGUAAACGAGAUUACUAGUAAAUAUUUAUAUUAUUAUAACUUUAUGAUAAUUUAUAAGUCAUAUAUUAUCUUGCAAAAUAAUAUUUUUAGACAAACUCACUCAAUCACAAAUUUCAAAUGAAAUUAAAGAAUCUACUGUUAGAGAUACUGAGAGAGAGUUAAAUGACAAUCCUCUAUCUGUACCUAUAGAAGGUAUUUGUACAUUUUAUUAUAUUGUUAUUAAUUUUAUUUAAUAUAAUUUAAUUAUGUUAACAUACAAAAUUUAAAUAUUUUUUUAGAUAUUAAGUCUGAUAUUCAUGUACCAAUGCACAGUAUCAUAGAGAGCAAUUCACCAAAUUCUAAAAAACCAUUAAUCUCAAAAGUUAAUCUAAAGGUACUUGAAAACAUUCAAUUAGUAGUAAAUUAUUAUACUAACCUUAUACAUUUAUAUAGAAUGAAAAAUUCAAACCUAAAAGUCCUGUGGGUAUGAAAAAUACAAUUGUCAAAACAAAAUCUGAGGAUAUACAAACUAAUCAAUUGAAUGAUACACCUAGAGUUUCAAAAACAAUUAAACGUCUAUUACCAAUGGUAACUACAUAUUUCCUUCAACUUUGUCCUUUGAUUGCUAUACGUUUAAACACAUUCUAAUUUUCAAUUGCUGUUUAAUUUAUAAAACUUAAUAAUUAACUUAUAUGAAUGAAUAAAAAUAUAUGAUACAUUAAAUAAACCAUUAUAUCAUAUCUAUAAAAUAUCUUCUUUUCAACAUUAUUAGAUAUUGGACUCUUUAACCCUUUAUGUGUUAGUGGUGUAUUUGAAGACUACUUUUUUCAUAUAGUAAAAGUGCUGAAUUUUUUUAACUGUUCGGAAAUUAUCUAGACUGUGGUAUGUAUAGAGACAUAUAGACAUAUAGAGAUAUACAGAUAUACAGAUACUUGUUAAGGUUAGCUUUCUAUUAUUAUUUUAUUUAUCAUUUUAUCAAUAUUGUUAUAACCCGGUGAUAUAAUAAACUGUUCGGUAAAUUAGGUUCCCGUAAUAAUAUUUUUUCAACAUUGAUAAACAUAACUGUAAUAAAUUAAAUAUUAAUGAAGGGAUUCUUAUCAUUUGCACUCUUCUCAGCUAGGUAUUACAUAUUGUGAUCUCAGAAGAAAAGUUAUUGAUUUCAUGUUUUUAUAUUGUUUUAUGUUCCAUUUUUUUACCAAUAAUUAUAGCUCAGCAUCAUAUUUUCUUUGAGUUCUAAUGUUAGCAAAUAAAUUACCAUCUUGUAUUGAUAUUUUUUUUUGUUUCUUGAAGUUUUUAAGUGCAAUGUAUAUACAUGUUAUUUAAUUGUAUGCUGUAAUUUUAUCUUUGUUCUAUUUAUUUAUACUUAUUUAAUUAUUAUUUCAUUAAUUGUAUUUUUAAUUACUUGUGCUAUUUAUGAUUGUCACUUUUCUUUUAUUAAAGGGUUUUUCACCUGAUUAUAAUUUUUAUACAAUAAAUAAAAAACAAAUUAAUUUUACCAUGGUUUUUGUAUUAAUAAAUAAGUGGUUAAUAUUCAUGUCACAGUUAUAUACAAUUUUAAUUUUCAAAUAUAAUUUUGCACACACAAGUUUUUCUAGUGGUGGCUUCUAUGGAUACCACAGUCUUAUUUACUGAAUUUUUUUUAGGUCUACGUGUUAAAGGGUUGAUUAUAAAAUUGUUAUUGUUAUAUUAGAUUUAAUAUUAUCUGUAUGUGUACUUACAUACUCCUUAGACUCUAUUAAUUCUAGACAUAAAUGAUAAUAUAUAUUUAUAAUUUUUAAUUUAAAAACCAUUUCUUUUCCUAGAAACCUAAUCAAGUUCGGCCAACUCUUCAGAUUAAAAAUAGUCGACAAAAGAAAUCUGAAGUUGUUGUCGACCCAGCUUUACUGAAAGCUAAUGAUAUGGUCCGACAAUCAAGUAUUGAACCUAAAAAAUAUAUUCAAAAUCAGAUAAUGUUUAAAAAGAAUAAAGUUAAAAAUGAAAAUAGUGAGAAUUCUAUAGAGUGUUUAUCAACUUCACAAACACAGUUAUUGCCGAAUGCACCUCAAUUAUUUUCUUCUCCAAAUAUAAUUACGGAUGAUAAUAAAUCAACUGUUAAAACAGAAAAUGAAAACUUGGAUCUUAAAACAAAUGUUAUUGAGAAAGUUGAUAAUACAAUAACUAUAGAGAACUCGGUUUUGAAUGUUCCAAUUAAUUCUGAAGGAGUGACUGUAAAUACAAAUGAUUCUAUUAGGGUACGAAAAAUCUCAAAUCACAGCAAAGAUAAUCCAAUUGAAAAUACUGUAAAUAAAACAGUAGAAGAUAUAUUAAACAAUAUUAGUUCUCAAUUAGAUAAUCAAACUGAAAUUAUUAAUGAAAAUAAUUUAAUAGAUGAAUUAGCCGAUCUCAAUGAAGACCUUAACUCUGUAUGUAAACUCGAGUGUAAAAUACACUGUAUUGUAUGAAGUUAAUUAAUAUAUUGAUUUGUUUUUCAGUCAACUUUUGUUGCUCCAUCUAAUUCUAGUCAUGACUUAAUGAACAAAUUAUUGUUGGAUGAUAGUCUUAAUCAAAGCGAUAAAAAUGAUUCAAAAUCAUCAAAAACUAAUGAUAAAUCUAAAGGUUCCACAAUAAUAUAUGGAAGAUCUGGUAGAGUAGUGACAUUACCACCCAUUGAGAUUCCCAAAACCCGGUCUUUAGUAAAAAAAGAAGUAUGGUUUUUACUGUAGACAAAAUAUAGAAUUAAUUGGCCAUUAUAAUUAUAUUUUGUAUUUAUAGAAUGCUAAUGCUUGUAUGAAAGAUCAAGUUAGACAAAGACGUUCAUCAGAAAAGUAAGUGGUAUUAUGAGAAAUAUUUAUCUAAUUACGGUCCACUAAUAUGUUUUAAUUAUAUUUAGUUCAAAGAGUAUAAUUGACUGUAGUGAAGAAUCUGAUACUGAUAGAGAAGGUACUAUGGCUUCCGAAGAUGAUCCAAAUAGACUUUGGUGUGUUUGUAGAAAACCUCAUAAUAACAGGUAAUAGUUCAACGUAAAGUUUUAACUUGGUAUUAAACUAACUUUAUAAACAUUGUGUUUUUAGAUUUAUGAUAUGUUGUGAUACUUGUGAAGAUUGGUUCCAUGGAAAAUGUGUAGGUAUUACAAAAGCUCUGGGUGAGCAAAUGGAAUCUCAAGGUGUUGAAUGGAAUUGCCCACCAUGUAGAAAGAAAAAGACUGAAGAAGUACGCAAAAAAGCUGAAGAAGAAAAAUUUAAGAAGAAAUCAGAAGAAGAUAAAAAAAAAAAACCUUGUCCAAAAACAUCAGUCACUAAAAUUUCUCCUAAAGCUACUAAAACUCUAUCCCAAACAAAACAAAAUUGUAUUCAAUGUAAAAAGAUUAUUGAAAGCGUGGGAAUGGGUUUAUUUUGUGAUGAAGCAUGUUUGGAUAAACAUAUUGAAGAUAGUGUAACUGCUAUUAAAGCAUGUUGUACUUCAGAGUCGACUGAUAUUAUUUUAUUUGAUAAAAAAAACAGCAGAUUUAUUACUGGUAAGUGAUGAUUUAAAAUUAAACAAUAAUUUAAUGUAUUUAAAUUAUUAAAUUUAUUAUUAAAUUUUUUUUGUUGAUUAUAUAGUUUGUGUACAAAAUAUGUUACAGGUGAACAAGCACCAAAACUAGUAAAUUUAAAACAAUGGAUGAAAGAAAACCCAGCAUUCCAAAUUAUGAAACCUUCUGGACUUACUAAAUCUAACUCUAGUAAACCAUGUUCAAAACCCCUAAAUAAUCAAAAAUCACCACAACAGAGUAUUUUGAAGUUUGUCAAAAAGGAAAAUGAAAAUCGACUUAAAAGGCGAGCCUCUAGCCCAGAAAAACAUAAAGUAAAGGAAAUCAAAAGAGAAAAUGAUGUUUCAGACUUACUACAGCCUGAUAAAGUAAAAUUGGUAUUUGUUAAAAAAGAUUCUACAAAACCGAUACCACCAAAAGAACCUAUUAAACAUAAUAUUCCUCAAAAGGAACCAGCCAAAUCUCUACAACCUGUUCCACAAAUAAAACCUAUUGUUGCGACUCCUUCAAAAACAACUAUAGUACAAAAAAUUGUUAGGAAAAAACCUGAACCCAUAAAAGAAAUUAUUUGCGAGAAAAAGGGAGAAGAACAGUUGCGUAUAAAUGUUCGAAAAUCGUUAUUAGAAACGUUAAGUAGUAGAAUAUCUGAAGAAUCAGAAAUGAAAACAGCUGAAGAAAACUUGGAGGAUUUAAUCUCACAAAUUGAAGAAGAACUUUAUAUUCAAUUUGGUAAAGUUGACCAAAAAUAUAAAACUAAAUAUAGAAGUUUAAUGUUUAAUAUAAAAGAUCCGAAAAAUUUAAAUUUUUUCAAAAAAAUUAUGUUUAAGUGGGUUACUCCAUACCAGUUGGUCCGAAUGACUGCUGAUGAAAUGGCAUCCCAAGAGCUGGCUGAGUGGAGAGAACGAGAAAAUAAACAUCAAAUAGAGAUGAUCAGAAAAACUGAAUUAGAUAUGAUGAAUCAAUCAAAAACUUUACUUAUGAAGACUCAUAAAGGAGAAGAAAUUAUUGAGCCUAAAGAUAAUAAGGAAACAAUAGUAUCUGAACUUAAUCCUGAUAUAAAGGUCCAAGAGAAAAAACCUCAAAUUUUACUCAAAUUAACAAAAGAAGAUAAAAAAGAAAAGAAAAAAAGUAGGUACAAGGAAAGAAGUAGUAGUGGCGAUCGUGAACGUAGACAUCAUAAAUCUAGCAGAAGCCGUCAUAAGUCACAUAAAGAUAAAAAACAUAGGAGUCGUGAUCGAAGCAGAAGUAGAGAUAAAAAGGAAAAGAAUGUCAAACAAAUUAAAAAAAUUGAAAUUAGUACCGACAAUCCAGUUAUUAAUGAUCUCGAAGUAUGUAAAGAAGAGGAUACUAGUGAUAGGGAACCAAGUUCUACUGUUGUCAUAGCUACUCCACCUCGUGUGGAAGAUGAAAUUAGCCCUAUAUGGAAAGGAAUCAUCAAUUUUACAGAUGUCGCACGUUGUAAUGUAACAAUGACUCGAUUAUCUGGUAAUGUAAUUGCAUUAGAUGCUGAACUUAAUCUACCAGUUCUAGAGUGUGUUGGUAGAAUCAAACAACAAAUUGUUUGGGAAUAUAUGGGUAAAUUGAAAAAAACUGGAACCAAAGAUAUUAUUGUUACUAAGUUAUCAGCUGGUGGGAUGGAACAACAAAUGUCCUACCUAAGCCUUUAUCAGUAUUUAAGUGCUAAGAAUAGAAUAGCUGUUAUUGAUAGUAAGCCAUUUCCUAACAUAAAGGAUUUUUAUAUUUAUCCACUUGGAAGUCAUUGUCCUGUUCCUCAGGUAUUGUUGCCAUUGGAUGGGCCUGGUGUUGAUGAUUAUAGAACACAUUUGUUGUUGGGAAUAAUUGUACGAAAUUCUAAAAAAUCUUGGGUUCCAUUAUGGAAACAGUCAGAAAAUAAUUAUGCCUUAUCUGAUAAUAAUGAUACUCUACCUUUACCUCAUCUUAAACCUGCUUUAUCAACAUCUAUUCAAGAUCGUUAUUCACCUGAAGAAAGUUAUACUCCACCAAGAUCACCGACUAAUAAAAUUCUUAGUUUGCCAACACCAGUUGUACCACAUUCUUUAGGUAAAACAUUAAUAUUUUUUAAUUAAAAGUGAUAAUGUGUAAACAAUAUAUUCAUUUUUUUUUUUUUUUUAAGUUUUAACUGAUGAUGAUUUACCCUACAUACCAGGAGAAGAAGAACCAUAUUCUCCAGUUGAUGAAGACGAGCCUAGCAUAUCGGAUGAUGUAAAUACUACUUCUAGUAUUCACCAACAAAUGGAAGAAUUAACUAGAAAAAUUGAAAAAGAAAAAUUAGUAAUACAAUUGAUGACAGCUGAAAAUGCAAUUGCUGAUGAUGUAAGUAUCAUAUGAUAGAUUUAAGGUAGACUAUAAAAGUGAUAAAAACCACAAAAAUAUACAUUUAUUUAAGAGAGAGAACAAGCAAUAUUUUCAUUUUAAGCAAUAGUUUUUAUUUUAACCCUUUUGAUACGUAAAACAUUUAAAAUCAGUGACGUAAAUUCAAUUUUUUUUUUGUGAGUAGAUGAUUAUAUUUAGUUUACAGGGUGAUUAAUCUAAUUAAUGUUUUUAAUUUUUUCUGAAUUUUAAGAACUAUUAUAAGUACUAUAUUUUAACAAACAAUGUAUUUUUGAAUUAAUAUUCGACAAUAAAAUAUAUUAUUUAAAAUUUUGAUGUAAAUUAAUAUCAAAAAAAAAAAUUUAAAAAAUCAUUCAAUUACAAAAUAAUAUUAGAAAUUUGAUUUGUUGAUCAAAAUAUAGUAAUAUAAUAUUUAAUAACAAUUUUAAAAAUAUAUUUAUUCAUUAAAAACAAAACAAUAUUAUUACAACUACUAUCGCUACUACUAUCAGUUUUAUAGUUAUUUAUUUAUAUAUCCGUGGUACUAAGUGAGUUUUCUGUAUUUUGAUAACUUAAUGAAAUAAUAUAUAUAUGAGUAUAUAUAUAUACAUAAAUGAAUCAAUAUUUUGUCGUUUAUGCCAUAACUUGAAAACGGUUGGACUGAUUAAGCUGAUUUUUUUUGUUGUGUUCUUAAUUGUUAAGACAAUGUUUUUAUGAAUAAAAAUUGUUGAAAAAGUUAAAAAUUUGGAUAAUAUUUAAGUUAUGGCAUGACCAACCUAAUAUUGAUUCAUUUAUAUAACCAUUGCAAUAUCUCGAAAAAUAUUCAUUUUUUUUUUUUCUGAAUAUUUAUGAAAUAAACAGUUCUAAAGAUGCUAUUUUAUUUUAUAAAAUACGUUACUACAUACACUACUACAUUACUUUUUUUUUUCACUCUUAUUUUUAAAUGUUAAAUGGCUACUUCCUUUUGAUUUUCAAAUGGCAACCUAUAUUGAAAAUUACUUAAAUAAAUAGAGUAUUAGAGUAUUAAUUGUAUUAUUAAUUUUUGGUGUUAUUGUUUUUGUUAAGUUAUUGUUUUCCGUCAAGCCUUUCACGAGAUAUUCCACUUUUAAGUUUAGGCAGGGGGAAUAUAGUGGAGCACUAUAUAAACCACGCGUGCCCAUCGCUUUACAAAUACUGUUCCCCUACUGCCUAAAUUUAGUGUUUAAGAUAUAUUUGGUAUGAAAAUCAUGAAAAAAUGUCACAACAGAACAAUUUUAGUCCACCAAAGAUUAACCUAACCAAAAAUUGACUACACACUUUCCACCUAUUUGUUUUCAUUCAAUAUUGAUUCGGUUAAAACCAAAAAGGAUUAUGUGUAAAAAAAAUUAAUACAAAUUGAUACAGUUAACACUAGGCAAGACAGCUAGUUAAUGUAUAAAAAUAACUCAAUUAAUCGGCUACUGAUCACAUAUUUGUUUUAUAUUUUUAUACGUACAGUAAUAGUCGCUAUAUUAUGUACAAAUUUACAAUAAUAUAUUAUUAUUUUAGAUUUUAAGUAAUUUAAUUUUUUUUUUUUUACUCUAAUCUAUAUUAUAUUUUUAAUCAAUAAGCUUUUUUCUUUCCUUUUUUUUAUGGUUCUAAGUGAGGAGUUAAACUCUAUAAUAUAGGGUAUAACCCUAGCACAAUACAACAAAGUACUGUAUGUAAGCUGGGAUGUUAAAAGAGAUAUUUAUUGAUAAGUCAAGCACAUCAAUUAAACCAUUGACUAAUUUAUAAAUAAAGGAAAUAUUUGCUAGGUCACAUCUAGAAGCAAAAGUUAGAAUGUCUAGAAAAGUCUAGAAACUUGAGUAUAAUCAUGGUUAUUGAUAGUUAUAUUGAAUUUAAAAGUAAUAAAUCUCAAGAAAUGGUUUUGGACAUGCUCAAUAAAAUUAAUGUCGAAUUUUGAAUACGGACUCCAAAUAGGUGAACCAUAUUUUAAAAAGAAUCUAACCAAAGUGCAAUGAAGGCGCUUAAAUGAAUGCAAAUCUUUAAAAUUUGAUGAGUAAUGCUUAACAAAACCUAGUACACGAGUCAAUUUUUUUACAACACUCAAUAUGCCCCCAAAAUAUUAAAUUUUGGUUGAAGUUAUUCCUAAGUUUUUAAUUGAAGUAACUGAAUUGAGUUUAACGUUAUUUAUAAAGUAUACAUGACUUAUAUUACUAUAGGAUCUAACGGGAUAUUAUUAUUUUUACAUACAAUUUAGAUAAAUCUACAUCUAAUAAAUCAAUUAUUUUUCAACUAUAUUUAUACAAUAUUAAGAAAAUAAAAAAAAAUUGUUAUUAAUGGAUAUUCAUAGACCUACGGUUUAUCAUUAACUUUUUUCAAGUAUUCGGUGGAAAUGUUAAAAUAAAACUUUGAAAAAAUAUCUGUCUAUUUUAGUAAAUUUUAAUGGUAAGCUGAAAAUUGUUAUUAUUUUUAUUUUUAUAGAGUGAUCAAUAUUUAUAUAGACUAUAUUUGAAAACAUAACUUAUUUUAUAUUAUUAUUAUUGUAGAAUAUAAAAAUGUGCUCGGACUUUUUUUCCAACCUUAUGUCCUCAGACUUUUCAUCUGAGAUUCUAAUAAUAUGUACCUACAUAAUUUAGAUUAUGAAUGUAGCUCAAUAUACAUACACACAGAUUUUGAUUCUGAUUGUACCAAAAAAACUAUUAGUUAAGAUAAUAUUUGUUUUUCUCUAAUUGAAAAAUACUUUUAUUUAGUAAAACAAUCUUAGAUUUUUUCAUCCUGUACCUUAAAAUAUGCAAAUAGCACCUUUUAUUAAAGUAAAUCUGACUGGGGAAAUACUUUAAAGAAGUUAUUUUUUUAUUUUCCCAGGAGUUUUCCAAUAAAUGGGAAAAACGGCAAAAUAGGUACAAUGUUAAACACAUAUUAUUAAAGAAAAUACAUAAUGCCUAUGUCAUUAUUUUACCAUGAUUUGGCAUAUAUUGUUGACAAAGCUACACUAUCAACUGAACUCCCCUCAGAAUCAUUUUUUGUUGGCAAUGGUUUAUCGUUGCUUACAGAUAUAUAUCAAAUUUCCUCUCUACUACCUUCCCAACUUCUCACCUACAACAGUGAGACACCUACAUGUGAAGUAUGUCUGUCUUUUUUUUUCAAUUUUGAUUUAAUACUUUGGUGGGUCGAUUAAUAAAUGAUCACGGGUCAUAGUUGGUCAUCACUGCCUUAAUAUAUAAUCUCUAAAUUAUCGUUGUAUUAUUGGGCUUCUGUCUAUUUUAUUUUUCUUUUGAAUAAAUUAUUAUUAUUAUAUCCUACAAUCUAUACAGUUUUAAUUCUAUUUAGAAAAUGCAAUGUACGCAUUUAUAUGUAGCCAAUAUUAUUCUUGUUGUAAGCUAAUAACCUAAUAAUAUGUUUUUGAUGCUGUAUCAAGAAUAAAAAAAAAAAAAAAAAAAAUGAAUUUCCUGUUUACUACAGUUGCUUAUUCAUAGUGUGAAGUGCUUGAUUGAAUGUCCAGUUUUGUAUAAUUAAUUAUUAAGUAUUUAUUUAGCUAAACUAAUGUAUUAAAACAAAUUAAUUAUAAUAAUGUUGUAUGUAAACUUGUAUGUAAAAUAAUUUAAUAAGUUGUUUAUGUGAAUGACCAAUAGGUAUUGAGAAUAGAAUUUAAUAAACCUUAUCCAGUCAAGAUAAUCAAAAAUCUUCUAGAACACUUUCUCAUAUUUAAGUAAGAAAUGCACAUUUAUAAUCUUAUUAGAUAGUGCCAUGAGGUACUGUGCUGUCAAGAGAUGAAAAAAAUAACAACUAUUUGGAACCUGGUUCAAGAUAAUAACUAAUUACUAUUCAGUAAUAAAGAUAAUCUGAAGAAAAGAAUUAGUGCAGUAUAGAUUAACUUAUCAAACUCAUUAGUGUAAUAAAUGAGGAAUCCUUCCAUCCUUGAUAUGUUUGAACAAAUUCUUCAUAUUUUUAUCCUGUAAACUGUAUACUAUUUUAUUUUGUAUUAUAAACUAUUGUUAUGUAUAAUAAAUAAUACUAGGGUAGGGGACUUGAUAUAGCACAUAAAUGUAGGAGACUACAAUAGUUUACAAAUUCUUGUUCAUGCCACAUUACUUAUGUGUUGAACAGUUGUUAAAAUUAAAUUUGUAUUGGAAUUUAUCUAGAUGUAUAAUGUAGUAAUGAAAAAUAAUUUUAAUAUGACUAUUUCCUUUGAAAUAUAAUAUGUAUACAUUUUUGAUUCUAAGUGGAGCAAGGAGUGUAUUGGUUUUACAAAGAUAUUUAUUUUUUUUUUUUUUACAUAAACAUUUUAUCUACUAUAAAGCCUGAUCCGAUUAUCAAUUAUAACACCUCUUCUGAAAGGAAAUGUUCUCUGGGUGGUACUUUGUAAAGGUCAUUUAAAAUUCUGUUAUCGCCUGAAUUUUCUCGAUGUUCUGAUUAAAUUUCCUCAAAUGACAUUCUGUUAUAAUGUGGUUUACUAUUUGUCUGUGAUUACCGCAGUCACAUGCUGGGCUGUCUUAGAGUCGCCAUUUGUGCAUCAUGUCAGAACAACAACUAUAGUCUGUACGGAGGCAGUUUAAUACAGAUCACUCAUAUCUAGGCAAUUCCAUUUCCAUAACACCUUGAUUAGGGUCAGGUACCAAGAUAUUGUUUGGUAUAGUGGAUUUAGUCCAUUCAUCACGCCAACACUUACCUGUAUCAGACCCUAAUUUUAUUAGACCUUAGGCUGUCUUCCAAGGUGGCUUUCUUAAUUUUAAACUAAGCGCUGUUACAUCUUCCAAUCUUACAGCUAAUAAUGAAUUCUUCCUAUCCUCUGUUUUCUUAAUUGUUUUAAUAAGCUUUUCCUUUUUUCGUAAAUCUGAAAGGACUAUGUUGGUUAACACCGGUAACUGAGUUGACUGUGUUGUAAAUAAUAAAUAGGUGAAACUGACUAAGAAAAUAACUAAAUAAAAACAAUUCAAAUACCAAAAACAUAGAGAACAAAAUAUAACAAAAAACUACAAUAAUAUUUUCAGAAGCAUUAGUACGUUUUUAGGUUCAUACUGAGAAUUAAAUUUAUAUGUAAUUUUUAUUAAAAUAAAUUGUAGUCAAAAUGGUACAGAACUCAUAUAAUUUCUUUGUGUUUAUUUAUAUGUUACAGACUUAUAACUUCACUAUUUUUCCAUUGAUUUUGACAUUACCAAGUGUCUUUUGUGUACCUUUAUGCGCUUGUGUAGUUAACAAAUUAAAUAAAUACUUUAGGGGUUCUUUUCUAUAUUUCAAAUGGGAUUGAACAUUUUUUUUUUUGUACAUCUGAUUUUGUGGGGUAUUGUUAAAAACGUUUUUAAAUAUGUAUUAAAGGUUCAUACAGGAAUAUGAUAGUUUUUUAUACAGAUUAAUAUUUUAUGACUUAUAUAUAAUAUGUCCUUAAAUUUCCAAGGAUGUGAUUAAAAAUUUGUAAAAGUAGGAAAAUAAUGAAACACUUUCAAUGAAAAUUAUUUUGAACAAAAUAUGUUGAAAUUGUAUGUAUGUAUGCAUGUAUUUUAUACACAUAUUUACUAAAACCUAAAUGAAUGUAUCAUACACAUUGACCAGCUUUUACUUUAGUAAUAAAAAGGAUCAAUUAUUAAAAAAAUUGGUUAGCCUAAAAUUAUUAGAAGUUUGUAGUAUAAUGAAAUAAUAAAAUAACAAAGGCAAUUUGAUUUAUAAUUAAAAAUAUAAUACAGUUAUACUUGUUUAACUCAAAAUUAUUAAUACCUUAAACUUUUUCUUCAGUCCUUAUUUAAAUAUUGUAAAAAAUUUGCUUUCAACCCGAAUAUAACGUGAAUAGCUAAAAGUUCUAAUUUUAUUAGGAUCAGUGGUAUACAGGUUAUUCCAAUAAAUAUGCACAUUACUAUCAAAAAAGAGUUAUUAAUGUUAUAGUUACUGAUACAGUUUAUUUAACUGGUUUACGAAACGUUAUUCACUCAUGUACAUUUACAAUUUAGUGCUCCAGUAUGUUUCAACGAGAUGUUUAUGAUAAAUUAAAAUUAAAAUAAAACAAAUAUUUGUGCAGAUUCCUUUAACUUCGAGUUAACCUCGAAGUCCAACUAAUUUGUAUUGUAUUGUACCUAUAUUUUGUAGAUGCUUAGAUCAAAUUUAAAUCAGUGAAUUUGUAAAAUAUAUAUUUAAUGAUGUUGUAAACCUUGAUUUUCAAUUAUUUAGAUGCACAAACUUUGUAAAAUGUAUAAUUUAUUACAUACAUUUUUGUAAUUUGAUUGUUGAUCUCAAAGUUCCAUUCAUUAGGUAUUUGUUUUGAUUGGAUUUAUUUCUUUUUUCAUUAGACUUCAGUAGUGUAAUUUAAAUAAUUGCUAGGGUAGGGCAUAAUAAUGAUCUACCCUGUAAUAAGUAUAAAAUUGGCUUUUUUUUAUUAUUAUUAUGCUUUAUAGGCUUUAUGUCUUUUGUAGUUUCUAUUAAGUUCCUCCAUUUAUCAAGGUCAAUAGUUGUCUCAUAUUUUGAGUUUUGCCGUUCUGUCUACUAUUUUAGAUUCUGAGCGGAGCGAAGAAUGUAUUGGUUUUACAAUGAUGUUUUUGUUUUUUAUAUAUACUUUAGGGGUGUCAUUUUUUGAUUUUCCCAAUAAAUCGGAAAAUGUACGAAAUGUAUAAAUAAAAUAUUAUGGCCCUUUUUCCCCUGUGAACAACUUUUCUACCAGCAAUUUUGCUUUGAUUUACAAUCAUAGCACUUUCUGAAAGAAAAUCUGACUAGGGUCGUUCUUUAGGGAGUAGGGAGGCCAUUUUUUAUUUUUUUCAAGAGUUUUCCCAAUAAACAGAAAAACAUGGGAACGGAAAAUAGGUACAAUAUUAAACAAAUAUUAUUAAAAUAAAUAUAUAAUUCAUAUACAAUUAUUUUACCAUAAUAUAACAUAUUGUUGAUAAAGCAACACUAUUAACCAACCUCUGUCCAGAAUAGUUUUUUUGGUUAGCAGUGGUUAAUCAUUGCAUACCAGGCACACCAUUACUCCUUUCUAACCAAAACUUAAAUGUGGAAUUUUUCAUCAAGAACUCGACAGAAAUCAUAAAUUUCUCAACACUAAAAUGUAUUCUACUCAUACUCCAUUUAUGAAAUUUUUAAUAUAUUUUGCCAUUUAAAAAUCAAAAGAAGAUAGUGGUUUUACCCCUAAAAAUAAACAUUACAAAAUAUAACAUAAAUAUUAAAUUGUAGAGCUGAUGUUUCUUAAAUGUUCUAGAAACAAAUUAUGAAAAAAGUUAAUACUUUCCAAGAUAAUGAGUUUACCUAAUUAAAUGGACCAGAUACAGAUAUACAUUAAAUUUCCCCUCUACCUUCCCAACUUUGCACCUACAAUUGUGGUCCACCUAUGUGCAUAGUAUGUCUGUCUUUUUAUAUCUGCAUUUACCGUAUCUUGCCAUCAUUGCUGAGGUCUUCUUCUAGGACGUUUGUUUAUUGGUUUGUUAUUCAGUACUUUUGGAAUUAUACUCUCCUCGGCUCAUCAUACAUAACCUGCCCAAUUCUAGAUGCUUAGCUUUAAGUAAACAUUUAAUAUUUAUUUUAUUAUAUAGGAAUUCCAAGAUAUUAUUUUUUAUCCUUUCAUAGUCCCCAGUUAAUACACUUUUCAUUGGUCUAUAUACUUUUCUUAGCAUCUUCCUCUCAAAUAUGAGAAGCUUCUUCUCAUCUCCUUGAGCUGUCUAUUAUAUCUCACAAGCAAAUGUCACUAUUGGGUGUAAGUAACCUAUAAGUACAUUUUUGCCUGUAUCAUCCAUGGUAGCAUUAUAAAAUUUCUUACUGAAAAAAACAAAGAUGCUCCCUUCGAUCACGAAGUUUCCCAACUAUAAUUGAAUACUUGUUUACAAUUUAUAUUAAGCAAACUCUAUCCGCUUUUGUUAACAUAAGAGUUAUUAAAGUAUAAAUAAUCUUAACAUCUUAACUUGGUGGCUUUACAUGUAACCUUCAAUGAACUUUACGCUAAAAAAGAAAAAUAUCAAAAUAUAUAUAUAUAUAUAUAUUUUUAUUAUUUCACUAGUGUUUUUGAUUCAUAACAAUUUAAGUGAUUAGAUUGUCAGUCUCUUCAAAAUGUAAUGAUACAAUAUUUUAUCUGUGUUUAAAUUUAAUUUGUUGAGUAAGUGGUAUGUGCAAAUUAAGCCUGAUUACUAUUUAAUAUUGAAUAAAAUUAGCGACCUUUCAAAUUAAAUGUUACCAAAUUACAAAAUGCUUUAAAUAAAGUAACUUGAUAAGUAUUAUACUAUUCCUGAUCAUAUUACAAGGAUAAUUUAAAAUUUGAGCUGAUCUUCCUAUAUAAAUACCUAUUAUAAUCGUUUUUGGCAUAACAAAUUGAUCAAGAUAAUUUAUAUUAAAUAAUGGCUCUUAAAAGUAAUUGUAUUCGUAAAUCAAAAGUGAGUAGCAUUGGUCUCACCUCAAAAAUAAGGAUGACAAAUAAUGGUAAUGUAACAUUUUAAAGGUACUUAUUUUAUAAGUUGUCAAAAAAAAAAAAAAAUUGGAAAUAAUGAGUGUCACUCUGUUUAAUUUAAUUGUAUUAAGGUAAUAUGAUUAAUAAUGAAGAAGUCAAGGAACUGGAAAGAUCAUAAUAAUAAUAUCAUUUAAAAAGAUUAGAAAAGAUUAGUUGAAUAAUUUGAAGGUAUUUUCUUUUAAGUAUUACUCUCCAUUUGUCAAACCUAUUGUUAACAUUUUCCAGAUUUUCUCUUAUUAAAACUCUAUCAUCUCACCUGUUGUCCCAGUGCACAUCAGACAUGAGGUUAGGUUAAAUCUUCCUAAGUUUUGUUUAGAAUGCCUCAUAUUGUAUGUAGUAUAAAUUAUUAAAAUUUUAACUUAUUUUACUUGUUUAUGUUACAUUUAGAAAUAUUUGUUAUUAUUUACAUAAAUUAAGUUUUUGUUACAAAUUUAAUAUAAUAAUAAUUAUGAUAAUUUUAAUUUGUUUGUAGUCAUUGGAUUCUGACGAAGAAGUGUAUAGUCCUACAAGUGAGCUAACCCCAUUGACAACUAAAAUUCACUUGCCUAGUAAUAUCAAAGAUAUACUUUCAUCUAUAAAUACAAAAGAUCUGAAUUCAACUGAUGAAGAUAUUUCUAAAGCUGCUGCAGAUAGUGAAAAGAAAUGUAGAGAUCCUCGCCAACGAAUUUCUUCUGUAACUUCAGUUGAACAUCCAAUACCUGAAGAGGAAUUUUCAUCACCUUGUAAACCCGAAAGAAGUUUACCUCCACCUAGUUUUCCCACCCCAUAUAGAGCACCUAUGAAUUAUGUUGCACCUAUGCCUUAUGCAUACCCUCCACCUGGCUAUAUAUCAGAUGUUUAUCCAAAUCAAUAUGGAUCUCAACAACCACCACCACCACCUCCUCCACCAAUGACCAUGGACCAAAGUAAAUAUAACAAUUAUAAUCAGUCCAAGUUUUCAUACAAUUCAGUCUACCAACCGCCACCACCUCCUCCAAAAAUGCCUUAUACCAAAAAUGAAAAAAAAUCAUCUGGGUUUUGGCUCAGUGGUAGUUCUAAAAAUGAGCCCAAGAAGAAAAGGUUUAAAAAAUCAGGUGAUCGAAGAGAUAAAAAUUCUUGGAGGCGCUAG